Molecule: messenger RNA, 4509 nt
Organism: Oncorhynchus keta (chum salmon)
Lineage: Eukaryota; Metazoa; Chordata; Actinopteri; Salmoniformes; Salmonidae
Gene: rbm14a
Product: RNA binding motif protein 14a
Exons: 4
Coding region: 193-1734 (513 amino acids)
Cellular component (GO): cytosol
Molecular function (GO): mRNA binding
Source: RefSeq, a predicted model, not a curated record
UCAAACAACAUGGUCAUUUACAUCGUAGAAAAAGAUUGUAGCCGACAUUGUGUAAUACGCCUGCCACGGACGUUUACAUGUAACCAGACUUCUGCUCCAGUGAUUUGUUGAACAUAUCAUACGUCACUCUCUCAAAGAUCGGAACCGGAGGUGGUCAUUGGAAAUAUUGCACCACGUUAGGUGUACCCAACCAUGGAGUCAACGGAUAAGAACGAAGCUAUAAAGCUCUUUGUGGGGAACCUGGCUUUGGACACCUCUCAGGAGGACCUGACACAGCUCUUUGGGCCAUAUGGACAGGUGGUCACCUGCAGUGUACUCCGGCAGUUUGCCUUCAUCCAUCUUCAGGGAGAUGGUGCUGCUGAUCUAGCCAUAAGGGAACUGAAUGGACGGGAGUUCCGUGGCCGCAACCUGGUGGUUGAAGAGUCCCGCGGAAGGCCCAUGCAUUCCACCAAGGUCUUUGUGGGGAAUCUCAGUGCUAUGUGUUCUGCUGAGGACCUGCAAGAGCUCUUUCAGACCUUUGGGAAAGUUCUGGAGUGUGAUAAGGUCAAAGCGAGGCUCUCCUCCUCUGCGGGUUAUGCCUUUGUACACAUGGAGCGGAAGGAGGAUGCAGUGCAGGCUAUUGAGGCUCUCCAUGGGACCACCUUCAAAGGCCGACCACUCUCUGUGGAGCUCUCCAAUGUGCAGCCCAGUAAUCCCACCACGACUACAGCAAAGGCCCCCAUCAUGAGUCACUAUGCCACUGAAAGCCCCUCCAUCAACCCUCAUAUGGAGCAUCACCAGAGUCAGGCUGCUGUAUUGGCUGCUGCCGUUGCUGCAGCUGCAGGUCUGCCUCUUCAGGUGCAGCAGAGCUUGCACAACUCUGUCUACAACACAACAAGCUUUGAUCCCACAUACGCUGCGCUAAAGGGCAUGACGGCAGCCAGCGCCACAGAUGGUACUCCAGUGAGCCCUGCGGUCUACGGUGCCCUCGCCAGCCAGGUGUACGGCUCUGUAGCGGAUCAGGUAUACGACUCUAUAGCCAACCAGGCCGCCAGCUAUCAGAAUUCAGCCACAUCGGACGCAGAAGGCUACAGUAACCAGUAUGACCCCACAGCUGGAGAGGCACCGUCAGCCCAGGCUGCUGUCAACCCGGCCUAUGGCGGAGCCUCGGCCCUCUACAACGCCAGCUCAGCCUAUGGCUCCAUGGGGGGUGCAGAACCCACUGCCCAGGCCAUCUUUGAGGCAGCACGGGCCCGCUUCUUCCAGCAGGGCCAGCAGGUUCUAGCGGAGCAGCAGAUGGGGACCAAGUCAGGGGACAGGGACCGCAGCCCAGUACGCCGCUCCACCCCACUGCUGCCUGACCCUGUUCCCCAGCCCUUCCCCCAGCCACGCCCCAAACGUCGCGCCCUCCUCCCAACGCCACCCGGCCGACCAGAGGACCCUGCUGCUGAUAGAGACCCCAUUGCCAGAUGCUAUGCAGAGUACUAUCAGCAGGUCCAGCAGUACCAACAGUACCAGCAGUACCAACAACAGUACCAGCAGUACCAAUAUGGCUACCCUCCUCCAGCCCCGACCCAGAUGCCCCCCACAAUGCCCAACUACCAGAUGCCAAUGCAGGCCCCGCCACCGACAGAGGCCCACACCCUGGAAGCGCCUGCUACCUACGCCCCAGCUAGAGCGUAUGAUCCGCCUCCAUCACACAAGGAGCCCCUCCUCCGCCGCCCUGACUACUCCCACAUGCCAGAGCACCGAUAACCCUUUACAUUGCAGUGUGAAUGUCGUGUGUGUGUGAAUGUGUGGGUUUUGAGUGAUGUAGUUGUGGUCCAAAUGUGCAUCACUGCAAGUUUGCCCAUUUAUAAUUCCCCUGUUUUGCAUCUUCUCUUUUCUAAACACAAUUCUGACUAGUUGAUUUUUCACUUUAUAGUAUGCCUGGUUUUGCUUUGAUAGUAAUGCUGCCCCAUAACGCAGUAAUCUAUAUUGUGAAGUCGUUAUGGUUUUAAGGAAGUGUAUGGUUGUGAUGCGUACUGGGGGCUCUGUAAUGACAGCUCUUCCUUACACAUCCCCGUCCCAUAAUCUGUCAAAUAUGCGAGAAUAUGAAUCCAUACCAGAGGAGUGCCUUGUUAAAAGCCUAGUUGAAAUAUAUUGUGUAAAAUAAAUGUGUAUAUUUUUGAGCGAUGAAGGAAGCACCCAAAUCGAUCCAUACAUUUUUUUUAAAUCAGAGCCUUGCCUCUGUCCUCAAGGUGACUUUAGCUCAUCCAAAUUAGCCAUUAGUUCACAUACACUACAUGUCCAAAAGUAUAUGGACAGCCCUUCAAAUUAGUGGAGUCAGCUAUUUUAGCCACACCCGUUGUGGACAGGUGUAUAGAAUAGCUCACACAAUGGCUCAGUCGCGAAGUGGUUGUCAACGCAAGCUCACCGAAUAGGACUGCCGAGUGCUGAAGUGCGUAAAAAUCAUCUGUCCUCGGUUGCUACACCCACUACCGAGUUCCAAACUGCCUCAGGAAGCAACGUCAGCACAAUAACUGUUUCUUCAGGAGCUUCAUGAAAUGGGUUUCCAUGGCCGAGCAGCCGCACGCACACAUAAGAUCACCAUGCGCAAUUCCAAGCGUUGGCUUGAGUGGUGUAAAGCUCACCGCCAUUGGACUCUGGAGCAGUGGAAACACGUCUGGAGUGAUGAAUCAGGCUUCACCAUCUGGCAGUCCGACGGACAAAUCUGGGUUUGGCGGAUACCAGGGGAACGCUACUUGCUCAAAUGGUGGAGGAGGAAUAAUAGUCUGGGGCUGUUUUUCAUGGUUCCGGCUAGGUCCCUUAUUUCCAGUGACAUCUUAAAGCUACAGCAUACAAUGACAUUCUAGAUUAUUCUGUGCUUCCAACUUUGUGGCAAAAGUUUGGGGAAGGCCUUUUCUUGUUUCAGCAUGACAAAGCUCCGUGUGCACAAAGCAAGGUCCAUACAGUAAUGGUUUGUCGAGAUCAAUUCUGUGCUUCCAACUUUGUGGCAAUAGUUUGGGUAAGGCCCUUUCCUGUUUCAGCAUGACAAAGCUCCCUGUGCACAAAGCGAGUUCCAUACAGUAAUGGUCUGUCAAGAUCGGUGUGGAAGAACUUGGCCUGCCCAGAGCCCUGACCUUAACCCAUCCCUUUGGGAUGUUGGCCUAAUCGCCCAACAUCAGUGCCCGACCUCACUAAUGUCUUGUGGCUGAAUAGAAGCAACAUCUACUGGAAAUCCUUCCCAGAAGUGUGGAGGCUGUCAUAGCAGCAAAGGGGGGACCAACUCUAUAUUAAUACCCAUGAUUUUGGGUAUCCACAUACUUUUGGCCAUGUAGUGUAUAUAGUUUAGAGCUUAAUUUUUCCAUUGGCCAGAUUUUGUUUUUUAAAAUUUAUAUUGCCUUCAUCGAAGACCUUGAUAUGAAAAGUCACUGUUCCAGUAUGUUCCAGCAUAUGUAGAUCUUUGGUUAAUAAAAUGGUUAAAGGUUUUAGAGCUUGUGUUUAGAAAAAAAAAUGGAAUAAAAUGGAAAGCAAGGGGCAAAGUAUCUUACAUGUAGGCUAAUUUGGACAUGAGGACCAGUGUGACUGUAUGUGUGGACACUUGUGAACAUUCUAGGGGAUCAAUUUAAGCAUGAUGCCUUCACUUUUUAUAACAAUCACAGGAAUACACAUUCACACCUCAGUCAUCAAACUUUCUCUCCAUAAUGUCUGGGGCUUUGGGAGCGAGAUCCAGGCGCUUUGCUGCAACAACAUUACACGUCUGCUGGAGUGCAAAACUCACUUUUCUCUGGCCUCUGGGAAUGUAGUCCUUCCCCACGUCUCACAUGACCUCCCGUUGGAACUGAUCAAAUGUAUCAGAUAGAAAUCCAACCAAGCAAACCACUAAGAUUAGACAGGCUAGCUUUAAACUCGCAUUUUCUGGGGAACUCGUUUUUUUAUUUUCAGACAGUGAUGCAUGAAUGCUAUCUAUUAUUAUACCAUGAAUACUAGCCUAGUGACUUAACUGGUUUCACCUCUGUUUGGUUUAAAUGGAGAAUGGAAAUGUGGAAAGCUCUGCUGGUGGCAAGUGCAUGCAGAGGGCUUCCUUUAAGCAUACCUUUCAGGAUCUGAGGGUAAUCAACUGCCAUUUUGGGCCGCACCUUUUCUCCAAAGGACAAAAACUAGUGGGCUUUUCACACACAGUACAUUGUGUGGUUUGACCUUGUACAGGACAAAUAUUUUCCUUUUCUUUUGGUUUAAGUGAACUUCCUGUGCGAUCCUGAUCGUAAUAUUCUGUGAGAGUAUUUACUUCAAUUGGACCAUCAAAUUAAUGAAUUGUCUUAAAUGGAGCCAUUAGGCUCUCCAGGUUUGAUGGAAACUUAUUGGUUUCUAUUAUUCAGUAUGUAACCUAUUGAAUCCUUAAGCCUCAAGCUUAAGUAAUAAAAGUAGGAGUGACUUGGUUUGAGAAUAAAACAACAUGCGGCUGUAUUUUUCUAUAAUUUAAAAUAGGAAAUGUUUUCCCUAUUGGGUUAAUUAUUAGACAUGCGAUUAAACAUGAUAUUAAAUCGU